GGUGGUGCUGCUGUACAUCGUGGGGCUGCUGGUGGUGGUGCCGCUCUGCGUUUGGGAGCUGCAGAAGCUGGAGGUUGGAAUUCAUACCAAAGCAUGGUUUAUUGCUGGGAUAUUUCUGCUAAUGACUAUACCAAUAUCUCUCUGGGGAAUACUACAACACUUAGUCCAUUAUACACAACCUGAAUUACAGAAACCAAUAAUAAGGAUUCUAUGGAUGGUGCCGAUUUACAGUUUAGACAGUUGGAUAGCUUUGAAAUACCCCAACAUUGCAAUAUAUGUGGAUACAUGUCGAGAAUGCUAUGAAGCUUAUGUCAUCUAUAAUUUUAUGGUUUUUCUUUCAAAUUAUCUAACCAACCGGUAUCCAAACCUCGUAUUAAUAAUAGAAGCGAAAGAUCAGCAGAGACAUCUGCCACCUCUGUGUUGUUGUCCGUCGUGGGCUAUGGGAGAAGUUUUAUUAUUUAGAUGUAAACUGGGGGUUUUGCAGUACACUGUUGUCAGACCAUUUACUACCAUUAUUGCUUUAAUUUGUGAACUAGUGGGAGUGUAUGAUGAAGGAAACUUCAGCUUCAACAAUGCUUGGACUUACUUGGUUAUACUAAACAACAUGUCACAGCUAUUUGCUAUGUAUUGUCUGGUGCUGUUUUAUAAAGUACUACGUGAAGAACUGAACCCUAUCCAACCUGUUGGCAAGUUCCUUUGUGUGAAGAUGGUAGUUUUUGUUUCGUUCUGGCAAGCGGUGCUCAUUGCAUUGUUGGUGAAAGUCGGUGUUAUUUCUGAGAAACACACCUGGGAAUGGCAAAGUGUGGAAGCUGUGGCUACAGGCCUACAGGAUUUUAUCAUUUGUGUGGAGAUGUUCCUGGCUGCUAUUGCGCAUCACUACAGUUUCUCCUAUAAACCUUAUGUUCAGGAGGCUGAAGAAGGGUCAUGCUUUGACUCUUUUCUUGCAAUGUGGGAUAUUUCUGAUAUAAGGGCAGAUAUAUCAGAACAGGUUCGAAAUGUUGGAAGGACAGUUUUGGGCCAGCCAAGGAAAAUGUUUUUUGCUGAGGAUCAUGAACAGAACGAACAUACGAGUUUACUGUCUUCAUCUACUCAAGACCCAAUUUCUGAUGCUUCUUCAAUGCCAUCUUCACCCAUGGGUCAUUAUCAGGGGUUUGGACACACUGUGACACCUCUCACAACACCGACGGCAGCCCCUGCAGUUGAUGGUAUUUACACUUCUGCUAUUCGAGAUGCUGAGGAGUCACCUGAACUAGAGCACAGUUCAUCAGAGAAAGCUUUGAAUAAAAGUUAGACUCACCUUUUCUUUGAAUGUGUCAAGGAGUCUGUACAUACUUGCCACACACCUUCUGUUAAGGUGUACUAUUAGUGGUGAAAGUUGAAGAGCGUGGAAAAGCUGCUGCACAGGCAGGAAGAGGAUAUGGCUGUAACUGACAUCUGAAUUCUGAAUCUAUAAGGGAUGCGAGUAUCUGUGAGUACCCCACGAAUAGAAAACACGCACACUGUAAAGAUCUCUGCAUAUAUCUGAGAAUCAACUCCUUAACUGCUAAACACACAUCAUGUCAAAAUUACAGACUUUUAUUAAUACAGAAGAAACAUUUGAAAAAAAAGCUUUUCUAAAGCUGAAGUGUAAGUACUACUAGCAAGGG
Messenger RNA from Athene cunicularia (burrowing owl), 1646 nucleotides. RefSeq names its product transmembrane protein 184C (gene TMEM184C). The record is from RefSeq and is a predicted model, not a curated record. NCBI's taxonomy places the organism in Eukaryota, Metazoa, Chordata, Aves, Strigiformes, Strigidae. Bases 122 to 1291 code for a protein of 389 amino acids. Gene Ontology annotation, biological process: transport. The transcript has 10 exons. Gene Ontology annotation, molecular function: transporter activity.